Quercus robur (English oak) is the source of this 1792-nucleotide messenger RNA. RefSeq names its product ammonium transporter 1 member 1. The record is from RefSeq and is a predicted model, not a curated record. Lineage: Eukaryota; Viridiplantae; Streptophyta; Magnoliopsida; Fagales; Fagaceae. Gene Ontology annotation, molecular function: ammonium channel activity. The coding region runs from base 107 to 1606 and encodes 499 amino acids. Gene Ontology annotation, cellular component: membrane. Gene Ontology annotation, biological process: ammonium homeostasis; ammonium transmembrane transport. The transcript has a single exon.
UUACUCUUCCUGACUUUUCUUCCCUCUAUUUAAGGAUUCCAACCCUUCUCUAACUCCUACUCCAUCGCUCUCUUUCUCUCAACCUUCUCAAAUUCUCAGCUCAGCCAUGGCGUCAAUGAGCUGCUCACCUGCUGACCUGGCCCAGUUCUUUGGCCCCAACACCACCAACCCCACCGCCGCCGCCACCUACCUCUGCGACCAAUUCACCGCCGUCUCCGACAAAUUCGUAGACACCAACUACGCCAUCGACACUACCUACCUCCUCUUCUCCGCCUACCUCGUCUUCUCCAUGCAACUCGGCUUCGCCAUGCUCUGCGCCGGCUCCGUCCGCGCCAAAAACACCAUGAACAUCAUGCUCACCAACGUCCUCGACGCCGCUGCCGGCGGCCUCUUCUACUACCUCUUCGGCUUCGCCUUCGCUUUCGGCUCCCCUUCCAACGGCUUCAUCGGCCACCACUUCUUCGGCCUCAAAUCCGUCCCUUCCACCUCAUUCGACUACAGCAAUUUCCUUUACCAGUGGGCUUUCGCCAUAGCCGCCGCAGGAAUCACCAGCGGCUCAAUCGCCGAACGAACCCAGUUCGUCGCCUACCUCAUAUAUUCCUCCUUCCUCACUGGCUUUGUAUACCCAGUUGUUUCCCACUGGUUCUGGUCCACCGAUGGUUGGGCCAGCGCUUUCAACACAGACCACCUUUUAUUCAAAUCUGGAGUCAUUGAUUUUGCAGGAUCUGGAGUUGUUCACAUGGUUGGUGGUAUUGCUGGACUCUGGGGAGCCUUAAUAGAAGGACCCAGAAUCGGCAGAUUCGACCACACAGGCCGCUCUAUUAUCUUAAAAGGUCACAGUGCUUCACUUGUAGUUCUUGGUACUUUCCUGCUGUGGUUCGGUUGGUACGGUUUCAAUCCCGGAUCCUUUAACAAAAUCAGCGUUACGUAUGCCACCGGAAACAGCUAUUACGGACAAUGGAGUGCCGUGGGUCGAACCGCGGUGACCACGACCUUAGCCGGUUGCACAGCCGCUCUCACCACUUUGUUCGGAAAAAGAAUCCUUUCGGGGCAUUGGAACGUAACCGACGUGUGCAACGGACUACUCGGCGGCUUCGCCGCGAUAACAUCCGGUUGCUCUGUUGUCGAGCCUUGGGCGGCUAUUAUAUGUGGCUUUAUGGCGGCUGUGGUCUUGAUCAGCUGUAACAAACUGGCGGAGAAGCUUAAAUUCGACGACCCUUUAGAGGCGGCGCAACUCCAUGGAGGGUGCGGCGCGUGGGGGAUUAUUUUCACGGCGCUUUUCGCGACGAAGGAGUAUGUGUCGGAGGUGUACGCACCGGGUCGGCCUUACGGGCUGUUUAUGGGUGGCGGCGGAAGGUUGCUCGCGGCUCACGUUAUUCAGAUUUUGGUGAUCAUUGGGUGGGUGAGUGCCACCAUGGGACCACUCUUUUUUGUGCUUCAUAAGCUUAAGCUUCUGCGUAUCUCAGCCGAGGAUGAAAUGGCGGGUAUGGAUAUGACCCGACAUGGAGGUUUUGCUUACAUUUAUCACGAUGAAGAUGAUACGCUAAAGCCCGGGAUUCAGUUGAGGAAAAUUGAACCAAGUGCAGUUACUCCCAAUUCCAACUAGAUUUUUGUCUUUUUAAAAUGGGUUUGAUUAAUUAGGGCCGUUUGGUAGGGAAUUAGGGCCGUUUGGUAGGGAAUUUGGGUAAUGAUGUUUGUAGUUUUUUAAAUUAUGUGUAAGUUAAAAAUUGUGUAAAAAUGUGUGUAAUGUUGUUUAAAAAUUAAAAAUAAGUGUUUUAAUAAUUUUACCAAA